UGGAAAAAGAUAGAGCGAUAUGGACAGUGAGACCGCGUGUCUCUUUCCCGCAGCAUCCAUCCAUCGCCUUCCCCCUCCCCCUUUCCGCUUUUCAAAACCCUAAUUCCAAAUCCCUCCCAAAAUCCCUCCCCCCCUCCGUCGCACUCCGGAUCCGUGCGCGGGGUUUUGCUUCUUUUUGGUUGGAAGCGAUUUCCCGCAAGGUUACAGACAUUUCUGGGGAGUCUUGUAAUUGGUUGCUCUGGGUGAGGGUUCUUGAUGAGGAUUGUAGUGCUUCGGUUGCUGAUCUGAUGCUCGCUGUGUUGGGUCUGGGGGCUUUUGGGAGAUGUCCUCGCCUCCGGCAGCGGCGCCGCUGUUCGAGCGGCAGCGCGCCGUUUCGUCUAAUACGGUGUACAAGAGCGGACCACUCUUCAUAUCUUCCAAAGGAAUUGGUUGGAAGUCAUGGAAAAAGCGCUGGUUCAUCCUCACGCGAACCUCUUUAGUUUUCUUCAAAAAUGAUCCUAGUGCAUUGCCUCAAAGAGGUGGUGAAGUGAAUCUUACUUUGGGGGGUAUCGACAUAAACAAUUCUGGGAGUGUGGUGGUUAGGGAAGAUAAAAAAUUGUUGACUGUUCUAUUUCCUGAUGGACGUGAUGGGCGCGCAUUCACACUUAAGGCAGAAUCAUCUGAGGAUUUGUUUGAAUGGAAAACAGCACUAGAACAAGCUCUUGCACAAGCUCCAAGUGCUGCUCUUGUAAUGGGACAUAAUGGAAUAUUUCGUAAUGACAAUACUGAAGCAUUUGAAGGAUCUAUCCAGCAUUGGAGGGAGAAGCGUCCAACCAAGUCAUUAGUUGUGGGCAGGCCAAUUCUGCUAGCACUUGAGGACAUUGAUGGAGGACCUUCUUUCCUGGAAAAAGCUUUGCGAUUCCUAGAGAAGAAUGGAACAAAGGUUGAAGGAAUCUUGCGUCAAGCAGCUGAUGUUGAGGAAGUGGACCGCAGAGUUCGAGAAUAUGAGCAAGGGAGGACUGAAUUUGCACCAGAUGAGGAUGCUCAUGUUGUUGGUGACUGUGUAAAGCAUGUUCUUCGGGAGCUACCAUCAUCUCCAGUUCCAGCAUCCUGCUGCACUGCAUUGCUGGAAGCUCAUAGGCUGGAGCAGAAGGAAGCUCGCAUUAAUGCUAUGCGCUCUGCAAUAUCUGAGACAUUUCCCGAACCAAAUCGCCGAUUAUUACAGAGAGUCCUGAAAAUGAUGCACACUAUUGCCUCUCAUACUGCUGAGAAUCGAAUGACUCCAUCCGCUGUUUCUGCUUGUAUGGCUCCUCUUUUGUUGCGCCCACUUUUGGCCGGCGAAUGUGAGAUGGAGGACGAAUUUGAUGUAAACAAUGAUAAUUCAGCUCAACUUCUCGCUGCAGCUAAUGCUGCGAACAAUGCUCAGGCCAUUAUAACUACUCUGUUGGAGGAUUACGAAACUAUAUUUGAUGAUGAUAACCCAUACAGAUGCUCUCUCUCACCUGACUCUCAAGCUGAAGACAGCGGGAGUGAAGCGUCAACAGUUGAUGAAAACAUCGAUAUAAAAGAUAAUGGAUACCAUGAUGCAGUCAAUGAUGCUGAUCCAGAAACUGAUAUUGAUGCAGAACGUGUACUUAGUGGAAAGCUGAGUGGAAGUAGUGGAUAUGGUGGGGGUGACCUCUAUGACUGUAAGGUCUUUGCUGGUGAUGAUUCAGACGACGAAUCCCAUGAAGAGUACUCAACUUCAACAAAAAAAAUGGACCCAAGUAGAAGUCCAGGAGAUCAAUUUAAUGAUCAUGUCUUACCAAAUAUUGCAAAGUCAACAACAGAAAAGAAUAUGGCAAGUACGGUUCCUGUUUGUGAGACUCCCCUUUCAAUGGGAGUCUGUGAGACUCCCCUUUCAAUGGGAGAAAUACUGUCUUCCUUCGAUCCGGGAAUUCCUUUUGCAGCUCAUGGAGCUGAACUUUGUGUGGAUAAACACCCAAAUAAGAUAAAUGGAUCACAAGCUUAUGUCAAGCGCAGUAACUUUUGGGGCCGUAACAAUGCUAGAAAGAACCAAUCAAUGGAAUCAAUUGACUCAUCUGGUGAAGAAGAGCUUGCCAUUCAAAGGCUUGAGAUAACAAAGAACGAUCUCCAGCUCAGAAUUGCAAAAGAGGCCAGAGGCAAUGCAAUAUUGCAAGCUAGUCUGGAAAGAAGAAAACAGGCUUUGCAUGAGCGUCGUUUAGCUCUAGAGCAAGACGUCUUAAGAUUGCAAGAGCAAUUGCAAGCUGAGAGGGACCUCAGAGCUGCCUUGGAAGUUGGUUUGAGCUUGUCUUCUGGGCAGUUUUCCAAUUCUCAUGCUGUUAGUUCGAAGGCAAGGGCAGAACUUGAGGAAAUUGCCCUUGCUGAAGCAGAUGUUGCAAGGUUAAAGCAGAAGGUUGCAGAACUCCACCUCCAACUAAAUCAACAACAUCAACAGCAUUUUGGAUCUAUCACAGAUGCAAGCAAUCGCUAUCAGAACCUUCCACCCCAUCUCUCACAACUAAAGACUGUUCAGCAUGACUUUGAUGCAACUCUUGCUUUCUGCAAUCAUGAGAAGAAACAAAGAACCGAGGAGGGAUCGUCGGGAUCAGAUUGGAGGAGCAGUAAGCAAAAUGUGCCGCCCUAUUCUAGUAGUUCCAAGCAGUUCUUGAGGAAGCAUUCCUUUCUAGAUACGUGUUCCAGUGGAUUAAGAGGCGCAGAGGAGGCAUCAACCAGUAAUACUCCCAAACCAGCUGAGGGAAUAGAAUAUCCAAGGCAACCAUCAUUGGCGUCUUCCACUUUGGUGGAGCUGACAACUCGCCUUGAUUUCUUUAGGGAAAGGAGGUCUCAACUGAUGGAGCAGCUCCAUAAUCUGGAUUUAAGUCAUGGAAAUUCAACUUCUCAAGGGUUCUUCCACAAACCUUCGCCUCCAUGGACCAGUCCGAGAUGAGAGUUUCCACGCCAUUUAUUUGUAUAUCCUUGCUACAAUAUGCUCCCCUACUCUGCAACUUUGUGCUCAUGAACUUGAUCUGUUUGAAGGAUAUGUUUUGCGUGUUUAUAAAAAUUGGCAGGAUGUAAAUUUUGUAUGUUGGGUCUCCCAUGUUUGUAUCUGUAUCAGCGGCCGCAGGUGUUGUAUCACUUGUGUUUAUUGUGUUGAUGUUCACAUCCAAAUUUUUAUUGGUAUUAACCCUUCAGCAAUUCUCUGA
Messenger RNA from Ananas comosus (pineapple), 3185 nucleotides. RefSeq names its product rho GTPase-activating protein 7-like. The transcript has 22 exons. The coding region runs from base 323 to 2929 and encodes 868 amino acids. Gene Ontology annotation, biological process: signal transduction. The record is from RefSeq and is a predicted model, not a curated record. NCBI's taxonomy places the organism in Eukaryota, Viridiplantae, Streptophyta, Magnoliopsida, Poales, Bromeliaceae.